Aspergillus puulaauensis is the source of this 1644-nucleotide messenger RNA. RefSeq names its product aldo/keto reductase. Bases 1 to 1644 code for a protein of 547 amino acids. Gene Ontology annotation, molecular function: oxidoreductase activity. NCBI's taxonomy places the organism in Eukaryota, Fungi, Ascomycota, Eurotiomycetes, Eurotiales, Aspergillaceae. The record is from RefSeq and is a predicted model, not a curated record. The transcript is spliced from 5 exons.
AUGUCUCCCAAAAAUGGCCAUGUCAACAUGAUGACCGACGCCAUCAUCGCCAACCUGCCUCUGGAUGGCGUGCGGUCGGUGAUGCGUGGCGUGCUGGCGGCCCACCCGAGCCUCACCCCGGUCUUCGAGGAGCUGACGCGCAACUAUCUAUACGAGACUGCCUCGCGGUACGAAAAUUCUAAAAUCACCGCGCAGCAGGCAGACAAGUCCAUCAGCGCCACUCCGGCGUUUGCAGACCUCCGCCAGCGCAUCUGCUGCAUGGUCGGCUGCGGCCUGUGCUACCAGGCCCUGCCUCUCCUGCGCGAUAUCGUCAACCAGAUUGCCAGUCUCAAUUCAUCAGACAGGCUGAGCAGUGCUCUGACUGCCCAGAUAGCUGCUGUGGACGGCGACAUCAUCCAGACCCUCACGGCUAUCCAAAAGACGCUCUUCGUCCCUGCCGGCACAAGAGACCUCUCAGAAAGCGAAGCCCAGCCACUGCAAGAGCUUCUCCAGUCGCUUCUAUCAUGCCAAAAGUCGUGGGAGAGUAACGGACAGUCUUUCCUCCUGCAACGAGGCCUCGACGCCACAGCCCAGCUGCUAGGCCCUCUGUCGCGAGCCCUCUACACCCCCAAACCCGCCAGUAUCAAACCGCCAUCCGAACUCCCUCCGUCGACCAUCAACGAGACUUUCACUCUAGACGGAAUAAACCUGCCCCGUAUAUUCACCGGACUAUGGCAGCUCUCCAGCCCAGCCUGGGGCUCCGCGCCGCGAGAGAAGAUGAUCGAGCACUUCUCAAACCACGUCCAGCGCGGGUUCACGGCAUUCGAUAUGGCCGACCAUUACGGCGACGCGGAAAUCAUCUUCGGCGGAUACCGGUCCUCGAGCGCGUACUCGGACUCGAUCUUCGCGGCGACGAAAUACUGUGUCUUCCACCCGAUGAAGGUCUCUGAGGAAGCUAUCCGGGCGAAUGUAGACCAGCGCUGUCGAAGGCUGUCCACGGAGAGUAUCGACCUGCUGCAGUUCCAUUGGCAAUUUUACAAUGACGACCAGUAUAUCAGAGCCCUUCAAUACCUCCAACAAGACAAACGGGUGAAACAUCUCGGGCUCUGCAACUUCGACACAGAACAUAUGCAGAGGGUCAUCGACAGUGGCGUCAAAGUAGUAACCAACCAAGUCCAGUUCUCCCUGAUCGACUCAAGACCGAUUAUAAAAAUGGCCGAAGUGUGCAAAAAACACAACAUCAAGCUCCUCACAUACGGGACUCUCUGCGGCGGCCUCCUAGCCGAGAAGUGGCUCGGCCAAGAGCCCCCAGAUCUAUAUAGCGACGAGGCAACCCCGAGUCUGCGCAAGUACUACACCAUGAUCCGCACCUGGGGCGGCUGGCCGCUCUUCCAAGAGCUGCUCCGCGCUCUGCACGCCAUCGCCCAGAAGCACGGCGUGACUGUCUCGAACGUCGCGACGCGGUGGGUGCUGGAUUUCCCGUACGUCGGGGCCGUGAUUGUCGGUGCGCGCAUGGGCGUCAGCGAGCAGUCUGCAGUGAAUCUGGGGAGUUUGGGGUGGACGCUAGAUGGGGAGGAUAGGGCCAGUAUUGAUCGUAUCUUGCAGCGGAGUCUGAGGGCGGAGAUGUUUGAGAGUAUGGGUGAUUGUGGUGGGGAGUAUAGGUGA